Molecule: messenger RNA, 2275 nt
Organism: Osmerus eperlanus (European smelt)
Lineage: Eukaryota; Metazoa; Chordata; Actinopteri; Osmeriformes; Osmeridae
Gene: igf2bp2a
Product: insulin-like growth factor 2 mRNA binding protein 2a
Exons: 16
Coding region: 188-2017 (609 amino acids)
Biological process (GO): nervous system development; regulation of gene expression
Cellular component (GO): cytosol; nucleus; cytoplasm
Molecular function (GO): mRNA 3'-UTR binding
Source: RefSeq, a predicted model, not a curated record
ACUUUUUUCAAUCCCAGUUAACAGAGUUUGACCAGGAGCGGAGUUGGAGCUGGGGGUCGUCUACAUCUUGGGGGUGAUAGCUGUUUUUCAGCAGAUUUUUAUUUUUUUAUUUUCUUGUAAUUUUUUCUACUCUACUUGGUUUCGUUUCCCCUAGACUUGAGUCCAUGUCGAGAUUUUCCUUUAGAUCAUGAACAAACUAUAUGUCGGGAAUUUGAGUCCUUCGGUCACUGUCGAGGACUUGAAGCAGCUCUUUGGCGAGAGGAAGCUACCAGUGGCCGAGCAGGUUCUGCUUAAAUCCGGUUAUGCUUUUGUGGACUUCCCCGACCAGAACUGGGCCAUAAAAGCAAUUGAGACUCUCUCCGGUAAAGUUGAAUUACAUGGAAAGGUGAUUGAGGUAGACUACUCUGUUCCCAAAAAACUAAGGAGCAGGAAGAUUCAGGUUCGGAACAUUCCCCCUCAUCUACAGUGGGAGGUUUUGGACAGCCUAUUAGCCCAGUAUGGUACUGUAGAAAAUGUGGAACAGGUUAACACUGAUACAGAAACAGCUGUGGUGAAUGUCACAUACUCUAACAGGGAGGAAGCAAAACUAGCUAUUGAAAAGUUGACAGGGCACCAGUUUGAGGAUUACUCCCUCCGAGUGUCAUAUAUCCUGGACAUGGAUGCUGCUUCACCCCCCCAGGCCCCCCGCAUGCGCCGCGGGGGCCGGGCAUCUCGGGAGCAGGAGACCCCCAACCCGGGGGCCUCAGGGGGCCUCGGAGGCCCUCGCCACAAACAACACAACUUCCCCCUGCGCAUGCUGGUGCCUACUCAGUUUGUGGGUGCCAUCAUCGGCAAGGAGGGCCUCACUAUCAAGAAUGUUACCCAACAGACACAGUCCAAGGUGGACAUCCAUCGUAAGGAGAAUGCCGGUGCGGCAGAGAAGCCCAUCACCAUCCACUCCACCCCUGAGGGAUGCUCCUCCGCCUGCAGGAUGAUCCUGGACAUCAUGCAGAAGGAGGCCUGCGAGACUAAGACGACGGAGGAGAUCCCUUUGAAGAUCCUCGCCCACAACAGUCUGGUUGGCAGGUUGAUUGGGAAGGAGGGCCGCAACCUGAAGAAGAUUGAAGAGGAGACAGGGACCAAGAUAACCAUCUCCUCUUUACAGGACUUGACCAUUUACAACCCAGAGCGGACCAUCAUGGUGAAGGGCAGCAUGGAGGCGUGCUGUAAGGCUGAGGGGGAGGUGAUGAGGAAGCUGAGGGAAGCCUAUGAGAACGACACUGCUGCUAUAAAUCAACAAACCAACCUUAUCCCAGGUCUGAACCUGAACGCCCUGGGCAUCUUCUCCACUGGUCUGUCUGUGCUGCCUCCUGCAGCAGGCCAUCGAGGAGGAGUGCCCUCGGUGGCACCAGCAGGGUACAACCCCUUCUUAAGUCACUCUUCGCAUGUGGGUGGUCUGUACGGUGUUCCUCCAGCCAGUGCCAUCCCCCACCAGCACUCACAGGCUCCGGAACAGGAAGUGGUCUACCUCUUUAUUCCGACUCAGGCAGUCGGGGCCCUGAUUGGCAAGAAGGGCCAACAUAUCAAGCAGCUUGCCCGCUUUGCCGGGGCCUCAAUCAAGAUUGCUCCAGCAGAGAACCCCGAUGUGACAGAGAGGAUGGUGAUCAUUACUGGUCCUCCAGAGGCUCAGUUCAAGGCCCAGGGCAGGAUAUUUGGAAAGCUGAAAGAGGAGAAUUUCUUCACUGCGAAGGAAGAGGUGAAAUUGGAGACGCAUAUCAAAGUUCCCUCAACCGCAGCCGGCCGAGUCAUCGGCAAAGGUGGAAAAACGGUGAAUGAGCUGCAGAACCUCACCAGCGCUGAGGUCAUUGUGCCACGUGACCAAACUCCAGAUGAGAACGACGAGGUCUUUGUUAAAAUCAGUGGGCACUUCUUUGCCAGCCAGACUGCACAAAGGAAGAUCAGGGAGAUCAUCCUGCAGGUCAAACAGCAGGAGCAGAGGCACCAGCAGGGGACCCCUGUACUGCACCACUCCAAAUGACCACCGGGGGGGGCGGCUUAGGCGGGCACCAGCCAAUGAAUGUAGUCCUCCCAACUGGAAGAAGACCUGACCAGACGAGGCCAACGGGACAGGCAAGGCAGACCAGCAGCAACGGGAACAAACCAAAGAACUUCAUUGGAGGACAUGUGAGAGCCAAAGGCUUGAGGGCUUUCUAUUCACUGCCAGCCCUGCACCAGAGGAAGGGGGAAGGAAGGAGAAAUCUCAACUGAAAUUUAUAGACACACACACACACACACA